ACUUUUACUCAAGUACAUUUUAAAUCAAUUACUUGGACUUGACUGGCAUUUUAGAGCUUAUGUCUUCUGCCACAACGGUUAGAAAUAGAGGCACAUGCAGGGUAAAUAUAUUUUCACAGAAAAAUCUUCGAAAACUGAUUAAAAAUAGUUAAAAAAAAAAACAAAAAAAACAGCUGCUUACAUGACGAGUGAAGGGUUGGCUGUAGUGUGAAGGUUUGCCGCUAGAUGUCACUAAGCACGAAUGACCUACCCGUCUUAUUUUUACGAAGUUGUAGUUAGAAAUUCAGGUUUAUUUUGCCAUAGAUUAGCAAAACAUAAAAACAUGCGCUUUUGCAAAUUAUGUUCUUUUCAUCAUUUCGUUCAGGCCCUGCCCUUUCUGGCGAGACCACGCCCCCCAUCCCGGCGGGUAGGUGGAUGAUGCACGCUCCCGCGGUCAAGUGUAUGCGCGCGGUGCUAAAGAGGAACCGCACACUAGAGUGAAAGAUGGCGAUGAGAGCGGCGUUACGGUGCUUCUCUUCAAACUUGCCCUCCGGAAUCUCUCAGCUCUCACCGGCAGCGGCUCAUCCGGCGACACGUCUGCUAUGGGCGAGGAGCUGUCUGCGGAUGCUGGGCACCACUGCGGCCCGGUCCACAGCUUUAAAGUUCACAGAUAAGCAUGAGUGGGUGCGAGUAGAAGGUGACAUUGGCACCGUCGGUAUCAGCAAUUACGCUCAGGAAGCGUUGGGCGACGUUGUGUACUGUGGGCUUCCUGAAGUUGGCCAAUCCUUUGCUCAAAUGGAGGAGUUUGGUGCCCUGGAAAGCGUGAAGGCCGCCAGCGAGUUGUACUCGCCACUGACGGGAGAAGUGAAGGAAAUCAACACAAAGCUAGCAGACAAUCCUGGACUGGUGAAUAAAGCCUGCUAUUCAGAUGGGUGGCUCAUCAAGAUGACGAUCCAAGAGCCAGGCGAGCUGGAAGGCCUCAUGGAUCAAGCUGCAUAUGAUAAAUUUGUGAAAUCGCUUGAAGAUUAAAACAACAAAGUCGCAAUGCUAUUUUUUUUACUGCCGCUUCAGUCAAAGAUCAAUAGGCAGGGAUACUAACAGCCCUCAUCAUAUGUGCUAUUUAUUUUCAUACUGAAACAGUGCCAUGAGAAUAACUGUCGUCUGUUCACUGCUUCUGUUCAGAAUGUUCAGAUUCAUUUAGUUACCAAAACCUUACAAGGGCUCUUAGUAAUGUUGGGUCUUGCUCCUGGUGCUCCGCUCAAUUUUAAAUGUGCACAAAUGUGAUGGAAGACUGGGCAUUGAUUGUAAGUGCUUUGUCACCUUGAUUAAAAUAAAAGUUUUCCUUAUGUUUGAA
Molecule: messenger RNA, 1333 nt
Organism: Dunckerocampus dactyliophorus (ringed pipefish)
Lineage: Eukaryota; Metazoa; Chordata; Actinopteri; Syngnathiformes; Syngnathidae
Gene: gcshb
Product: glycine cleavage system protein H (aminomethyl carrier), b
Exons: 5
Coding region: 484-1008 (174 amino acids)
Biological process (GO): glycine decarboxylation via glycine cleavage system; protein lipoylation
Cellular component (GO): mitochondrion; glycine cleavage complex; cytoplasm
Source: RefSeq, a predicted model, not a curated record